Alexandromys fortis (reed vole) is the source of this 1184-nucleotide messenger RNA. RefSeq names its product solute carrier family 7 member 9 (gene Slc7a9). Gene Ontology annotation, cellular component: membrane. The transcript has 9 exons. NCBI's taxonomy places the organism in Eukaryota, Metazoa, Chordata, Mammalia, Rodentia, Cricetidae. The record is from RefSeq and is a predicted model, not a curated record. Gene Ontology annotation, biological process: amino acid transmembrane transport; L-cystine transport. Gene Ontology annotation, molecular function: neutral L-amino acid transmembrane transporter activity; L-cystine transmembrane transporter activity. The coding region runs from base 204 to 1184 and encodes 326 amino acids.
UGUAUUUCCAUUUUAGGUUUAUUUUAUUUACCAUUCUUUCUUUCUUUCUUUUUUUCUUUUUUCUUUUUUCUUUUUUUUUUUUUUUUUCUGACAGUCUUUCUAUGUAUCCCAGGCUGACUUGACUCGCUGGGUAGCCCAGGUUGGCUUUGAACUUACAUCCCAGUGCUGGGAAUACAGGCGCUGGAACUAGCAGUGGGGAAAAGAUGGAGGAGACAAACUUGAGGAGACGGAGAGAGGACGAGAAAUCCAUCCAGAGCAAUGAACCCAAGACCACAAGUCUCCAGAAAGAGGUGGGCCUCAUCAGUGGCAUCUGCAUCAUUGUGGGCACCAUCAUCGGCUCCGGCAUCUUCAUCUCCCCCAAGUCUGUGCUGGCCAACACAGAAUCUGUGGGGCCCUGUCUCAUCAUAUGGGCAGCCUGUGGAAUCCUGGCUACUCUGGGUGCCCUGUGCUUUGCAGAGCUCGGCACCAUGAUCACCAAGUCGGGGGGUGAGUACCCCUACCUGAUGGAGGCCUUUGGCCCCAUCCCCGCCUACCUUUUCUCCUGGACCAGCCUGAUCGUCAUGAAGCCUUCCUCCUUCGCCAUCAUUUGCCUCAGCUUCUCGGAGUACGUGUGUGCAGCGUUUUACUCAGGCUGCAGCCCUCCGAAUGUGGUCGUGAAACUCCUGGCAGCCGCCGCCAUUAUGCUCAUCACUACAGUGAAUGCGCUGAGCGUGCGGCUUGGGAGCUACGUUCAGAACUUCUUCACGGCAGCCAAGCUGGUAAUCGUCGCCAUCAUCAUCAUCAGCGGACUGGUCUUCCUGGCCCAAGGAAGCACGAAGAACUUUCAGAAUUCUUUUGAGGGGGCGCAGACCUCUGUGGGCGCCAUCAGCCUGGCAUUUUACAACGGACUCUGGGCCUAUGAUGGGUGGAAUCAACUCAACUAUAUCACUGAGGAGCUUAGAAACCCUUACAGAAACCUGCCCAUGGCCAUUGUCAUUGGCAUUCCUCUGGUGACAGUGUGUUACAUCCUCAUGAAUAUUUCCUACUUCACGGUGAUGACUCCAACAGAGCUGCUGCAGUCCCAGGCCGUGGCUGUGACCUUCGGUGACCGCGUUCUCUAUCCUGCAUCCUGGGUGGUCCCCCUUUUCGUGGCCUUUUCAACCAUUGGUGCUGCUAAUGGAACCUGCUUUACAGCAGGCAGGUAG